GAAAAUGCCCGCACAACAACAAUAACAAGGGGAGAGAGAGACGCGCGCUGUCCGAGCUGUAGAUCUACGUGCUAAUCGACCAUGGCGGCGGCCGUGCACCAUCCACCACGGUUUACGUCGAUCAGUACCAUGAAGAAUGAAGAGGCGAGUGCUCCAACCAAUGGGUCUUACUUUCUUGAGGACGGCAUCAUUAGUUCUAUGGAAGAAAUGGAAAAGAUGAAGCAAGACGCCAAGCUGCAACUGCGGGAACUCCUUGCAGGUGAAACCCGGCUCAAGUGCCCGGAUAACGAUGCCUUUCUCGUGAAGUUUCUGCGAGCUCGAAAAUACAACGUCGACAGUGCAUUCAAGAACAUCAAGAAGUACUUCAAAGUACGAAGAGACCACCCCGAAUUAUUUGUCGAACUGGAUCCGGACUUUAAUCUGUUCGACACUGUGUGCCGAAAGCACAAGCUAGUCACACUGUCUCGGGAGAAAGACUCCAAAGGAAGGGCCAUUAUUUUGUUGAAUCUAGGAACUUGGAACAGCGGGAUCUGUUCACUGGACAAUUUUUUCCGUGUCGGCACAGCCCUCGUCGAGCAUUUACUUCUCAAUGAUGAAGUCCAGCUAAACGGUGUCGUGUUUGUCAUGGACUUUAAGAACCUCGGCAUCUACCAUUUGACCCAGUACACGAUACCGGUCAUCAAAAGGCUAUUUAGCCUUAUGCAGGCAAGUGAAUAG
Molecule: messenger RNA, 717 nt
Organism: Rhipicephalus sanguineus (brown dog tick)
Lineage: Eukaryota; Metazoa; Arthropoda; Arachnida; Ixodida; Ixodidae
Product: alpha-tocopherol transfer protein
Exons: 4
Coding region: 82-717 (211 amino acids)
Cellular component (GO): membrane
Molecular function (GO): phosphatidylinositol bisphosphate binding
Source: RefSeq, a predicted model, not a curated record